This is a messenger RNA of Thamnophis elegans (Western terrestrial garter snake), 5554 nucleotides long. RefSeq names its product zinc finger protein 43-like. Gene Ontology annotation, molecular function: RNA polymerase II transcription regulatory region sequence-specific DNA binding; DNA-binding transcription factor activity, RNA polymerase II-specific. The coding region runs from base 783 to 5213 and encodes 1476 amino acids. Gene Ontology annotation, biological process: regulation of transcription by RNA polymerase II. NCBI's taxonomy places the organism in Eukaryota, Metazoa, Chordata, Lepidosauria, Squamata, Natricidae. The transcript is spliced from 9 exons. Gene Ontology annotation, cellular component: nucleus. The record is from RefSeq and is a predicted model, not a curated record.
CUUUCGCUUGCCACGGCCACCAAGCCACGCCCACAGAACCGGUAGUAAAAAAUUGAAUUUCACCACUGACUUAGAUCCAGCAUAUAUAAGAAACCAGACUAUUUGAACAACCAAUCAAAAAAGAACCAAUCAGCUGCUUAGAAUUUAAAUAUAGCAAGAGAUGUAUAAGCCAAGGAGAAUUGGACUUGACAAUCCUGCUGCUGAUGUUACCUAGUCUGGUAAUUAAACCUUCAGAAACUAAAUUGAAAACGAGCUUCGAGAGAGAACCUAAAUCUAAAACCCAAGCUUCAGGAUCACGGAGGACCCGAACGGGGUUGGGCGAAAAGAGCCCGAGGAGGGAGACCCGCUCGGUGCCCGCAGUGCCCCCGCCCCACCCCAAACCCGAAGGGAGACCUUCCGGGGAGGGAGGCGCAUGUGCGCGGUUGCAGUUGCGCGGCUGUGCCGGGAAGGCGGGGCGCGGAUUCUCCCCUGCGCGUCUCUCUUGAGGAUCGGAGGGUUGAUCUUCGAGGGCGGGUGCGAGGGGAGCUCCCCAUCCCAAGGAUCCGACUAACCCCAAGAUUCAUCUUUGCCUUUGACGGGACGCUUCCAAACGGCCGCGCUUUUUGGAGGAGCAUCUUUGGAAAAAACCUCUGGAAUACAAGGUCCAUAAAACUUUAUAGACUUAAAUGGCUGACUGACUGCCCAUAGAAAAGGGGGUUGAUCCCUCUCUGGAGCUGCCAUUUGGGGGAGUUGAUCAGGAGGAUCAAUCUUGGAAGACAUCAACAGAGGACAGAGCAACACAGAUGGUAUCUUCUGAAACAUCUAUUUUGUGUGCUGGAGGAAUAGAAGAACUUGGGCUUCCAAGGAAGAAUUCCAUUUGUUUUGAAGAUAUAGCUGUGUUUUUCUCCAUGGAAGAAUGGGCCCUGCUGGAUUUGGAGCAAAAAAAACUGCAUAGAGAGGUCAUGCUGGACAACUCAAGGAACCUGGCCUCUCUAAGUGAUGGAUGGAAGAUGGAAGGCCAAGAAGCAGCAAUACCUUUUCCAAAAGAGAUAAAGGAAGUUCUGGAGAGGAUGUUUGGAAAGAAAGAUUCUGAGGAAAAUCAGUUAAAAGUGGGGCUGGAGAAAUACUCUCAUUUUCAUUAUGCAGAUUUCAGUGUGUUCAUGGCUGAAGAUGAUCACCAAAAAAAGGGAGUGUGUGCGUGGUGUGGAAAAAUACUCAGAGAUGAAUCAGAAUUAUGUUAUUGUUCCAGAAGUGAUACUGUCCAAAAACAAAAUACAAGCGCCACAAGAGCCAUUUCUGUUAUCUUAUCUCAGAGAAUAAAAGUUGGAGAAAAACCAUAUAAAUGCCUGGAGUGUGGGAAGAGCUUCAGAGUCUCAAGUCAUCUUUCUUCUCAUAAAAGGCUCCAUACAGGAGAAAAACCAUAUGAAUGCAAGGAAUGUGGAAAGAGAUUCCAGUUUGCCACAAGCCUCACUUGCCACAAUAGGAUUCACACAGGUGAGAAACCAUACGAAUGCCAAGACUGUGGAAAACGCUUCACUCUCUCGGGUUCCCUCACUCAGCAUAAAUGGAUCCACACUGGAGAGAAACCAUAUAAAUGCCAGGAAUGUGGAAAGAACUUCACAAGUUCAGGGUCUCUCACUCGCCAUAAAAAGAUCCACACAGGAGAGAAACCAUAUCAGUGCAAGAACUGUGGAAAGCGCUUCAGACAAAAAAUUCAUUAUACCAUACAUAACAGAAUCCAUACUGGGGAGAAACCAUAUAAAUGUCAGGAGUGUGGAAAGACUUUCAGUUCUGCAAGAAAUCUUAUUUCACAUCACAGAAUCCACACUGGGGAGAAACCAUAUAAAUGCCAGGAGUGUGGAAAGAGCUUCAACAACUCUCAGGUCCUAACUGAUCAUAACAGGAUCCACACAGGAGAGAAACCAUAUAAGUGUAUGGAGUGUGGAAAGAGCUUUCGUUCUUCAAAACCCCUUACUUAUCAUAUAAGGAUCCAUACAGGGGAGAAACCAUAUAGAUGCCAGGAGUGUGGAAAAUGCUUCACUAUGCCGGGUUCCCUCACUUCCCAUAAAAGGAUCCAUAGCGGCGGGAAACCAUAUAAAUGCCUGGAGUGUGGGAAGAGCUUCAGAGAUUCAAGUUAUCUGACUUCCCAUAAAAGGAUCCACACAGGAGAAAAACCAUAUGAAUGCAAGGAAUGUAAAAAGAGUUUCCGUUUUGCCAGGAGCUUUAUUUCCCAUAAUAGGAUUCACAUAGGUGAGAAACCAUAUAAAUGCCAGGACUGUGGAAACUGUUUCACAGCUUCAAGUUUUCUGACUUUCCAUAAAAGGUUCCACACCGAGGAUAAGCCAUAUAAAUGCACAGAGUGUGGAAAAAGUUUAAUAACCAGUAGUAUGCUUUAUCAACAUAGAUGGAGCCAUGCAGGGGAAGUAUGCAAAUGCAGUGAAUUUGGAAAAUGCUUCUCUAAUUCAACUUUCCUUUUUUCUGAUAAAAGAAUCCACACUGGGGCAAAACAACACAAAUGCACGGAGUGUGAAAAGUGCUUCAUUAAUUUAAGUUCCCUGACUUCCCAUAAAAGAAUCCACACGGGGGAGAAACCAUAUAAGUGCAUGGAAUGCAAAAAGGGUUUCACAACCAGCAGUCACCUCAGUCGUCACAAGAGGAUCCACACAGGGGAGAAACCAUAUAAAUGCACUGAGUGUGGAAAAAGCUUCAUACAAAGUAAUGCACUUAAGAAACAUAGAAAGAUUCACUCUGAGAAAAAAUUGGUUUCAAUGGCAGGAAAGGAGGGCGAUCCCACCGUGGAGCUGCUGUUUAAGGGAAUCCCUCUCGAGGAUCCCUCCCAGAAGAGAUCACCAGAGACCAGAGCAUCAUCGAUGGUAUCUUGCAGAACAUCUAUUGUCUGUGGUGGAGGAAUAGCAGCGGUUAUGCUUUCAAAGAAGAAUUCCAUUUCUUUUGAAGAUGUAGCUGUGUUUUUCUCCGUGGAGGAAUGGGCCCUGUUGGACUUGAAGCAAAAAACCCUGUAUCGAGAAGUCAUGUUGGAAAAUGCAAGGAACGUUGCCUAUCUAAGUGAUGAAAGGCAAAUGGAGGUUUCUGGACAAGAGGUAGCAGCACCUUUCCCAAAAGGCGUAAAGGAAGUUGUGGAGAAGAUGUUUGGAAAGAAAGAUUCUAAGGAAAAUCAGUUAAAAGUGGGGCUGGAGAAAUGCUCUCCUUUUCAGUGUGCCGAUAUCAGUGUCUUGGCUGAAGAUGAUCACCAAGAAAAAGGAGUGUGUCCAUUGUGUGGAAAAAUUCUCAGAGAUGAAUUGGAAUUAUGUGACUGUUUCAGUAACCACACUGUAGAAAAACAAAGCAAAAUCAGGAAAUGCUUCAGAAGGACUAAUCAUCUUAUCUUAAGUCAGGGCAUAAAAGUUGGAGAAAAACCAUAUAAAUGCCUGGAAUGUGGAAAGAGCUUCAGAGACUCAAGUUAUCUUACUUCCCAUAGCAGGAUCCACACAGGAGAAAAACCAUACGAAUGCAAGGAAUGUGGAAAGAGAUUCCAUUUCGCCACAAGCCUCACUUCCCAUAAUAGGAUUCAUACAGGUGAGAAACCAUACAAAUGCCAAGACUGUGGAAAACGCUUCACUAUCUCAGGUUCCCUCAUUUACCAUAAGAGGAUCCACACUGGAAAGAAACCAUAUAAAUGCCAGGAAUGUGGAAAAUGCUUCACUAUGUCAGGUUCCCUCACUUCUCAUAAAAGAAUCCAUACUGGAGAAAAGCCAUAUCAAUGCCAGGAAUGUGGGAAGAGUUUCAGAUCUUCAGGUUUUCUUACUUCUCAUAGAAGGUUCCACACCGAGGAGAAACCAUAUAAAUGUACAGAGUGUGGAAAGUGCUUCACCAAUUCAGGUUCCCUCACUUGCCAUAAAAGAAUCCACACUGGGGAGAAACCAUAUCAUUGCAAUGACUGUGGAAAGAACUUCAGACAAAAAUAUCAUUAUACUGUACAUAACAGAAUCCACACUGGGGAGAAACCAUAUAAAUGUCCGGAUUGUGAAAAGAGUUUCCGUUCUGCAAAACAUCUUAUUUCCCAUAAAAGAAUCCACACAGGGGAGAAACCAUAUAAAUGCGAGGAGUGUGGAAAGAGCUUCAACGAUUCCCAAGACCUUAUUGCUCAUAACAGGAUCCACACAGGAGAGAAACCAUAUAAGUGUGUGGAGUGUGAAAAGAGCUUCCGCUCUGCAAAACACCUUACUUAUCACAAAAGGAUCCACACAGGAGUUAAACCACAUAAGUGUAUGGAGUGUGGAAAGAGCUUCCGUUCGGUAAAACACCUAACUUACCAUACAAGGAUCCACACGGGGGAGAAACCAUAUAAAUGCCAGGAGUGUGAAAAAUGCUUCACUAUGCCAGGGUCCCUCACUUCUCAUAAAAGAAUCCAUACUGGAGAAAAGCCAUAUCAAUGCCAGGAAUGUGGGAAGAGUUUCAGAUCUUCAGGUUUUCUUACUUCUCAUAGAAAGUUCCACACCGAGGAGAAACCAUAUAAAUGUACAGAGUGUGGAAAGUGCUUCACCUAUUCAGGUUCUCUCACUUCCCAUAAAAGAAUCCACACUGGGGAGAAACCAUACGAGUGCAGGGAAUGUGGAAAGAAUUUCAGUCAAAAGUAUAAUUAUACUGUACAUAACAGAAUCCACACUGGGGAAAAACCAUAUCAAUGCACAGAGUGCGGAAAGAGCUUCCGCAAGAGUAUCAAUCUUACUUCCCAUAAAAGAUUACACACCGGGGAGAAACCAUAUAAAUGUAUGGAGUGCGGAAAAGGUUUCAUAAGCAGCAGUACGCUUAGUCACCACAGGAGGAUCCACACAGGGGAGAAAUCAUACAAAUGCGAUGAAUGUGGAAAAUGCUUCUCUAAUUCAAGUUCCCUUAUUUCCCACAAAAGGAUCCAUACAGGGGAAAAACGAUACAAAUGCCCUGAGUGUGGGAAAUGCUUCACUAAUUCAAGUUCCCUGACUUCCCAUAAAAGAAUCCACACGGGGGAGAAACCAUAUAAGUGUAUGGAGUGCGAAAAGAGUUUCACAACCAGCAGUCACCUCAGUCGUCAUAAGAGGAUCCACACAGGGGAGAAACCAUACAAAUGCACUGAGUGUGGAAAAUGCUUCAGACAAAUUAGUGCACUUAAUACCCAUAGAAAGGUUCAGUCAGGCGAGAAAUCAGGUAAGUGUGUAGACCGUGGAAAGAGUUUCCGUAAUAGCAGAAACUUCAUAUGACCCUAUUGUAUAACCAUAGAAAUGUACGGAAUGUGGAAAUAGCCCCAGUCAACUUCUGAUUGUUUAUGCAGAGAGAAACCAUUUAAGUGUGCUAAUUGUGGAAAGAGUUUCUACGGGAACAGAAUUGUUCUUUCACAGAAAUGCAUCUUUACCGGAGAGAAUUCAUAUAAAAUGCCUGGAGCAUGGAAAGAGGUUCAGAACAAUCAAUUGCCACAAGAUAAUCCACAUUGGUGAAAAAUUAUAAAUGUAUGAUGUGUGGAAAAGGAUUUGUUGUCCCAACGGUGCUUUUUCAAGAGGCAACUGGACUUUCUUGUUUUUGUUUGAAGACUUUUCGCUUCUCU